AUGGCUUCCGGGAACAUCUUGAAGACUGUGGCUUUGGCAUUGCUGUCGCUGUGCAUCUGCGGCACGGCCAUCAGCAGCCAGUACCGCGAGCGGUACCGCGUGAACACGCCCAUGCUGCAGAGUUUCGCCAACUACUGCUUGCUGCUGCUUGUCUACACCGGGAUGUUGGCCUUCCAGCCAGGCAGCGAUAACCUCCUGCACAUCUUGAAAAGGAAGUGGUGGAAAUAUGUCCCUGGUGUCGCUGAUGUGGAAGCCAAUUACCUGAUCGUCCGGGCCUACCAGUACACGACACUCACCAGUGUGCAGGCACACAAGGAGUCUGCAGAGGCCCAGGACAGACCUCAGCUCACAGAUUUGCUUGGCAAGCCCCAUGAGUCUCUGGACUGCUUUGGCAUCCCUGUGCUGAUGGCUCUCUCGUGGUUUGUCCUAUACGCGCGGUACCGUGUCAUCCACUUCGUGGCUGUAGCCGUGUGUCUGCUAGGAGUGGGGACCAUGGUUGGCGCCGACAUACUGGCUGGCCGGGAGGACAACUCAGGGAGUGACGUGCUAAUCGGGGACGAGUUGGACCUCCUGGGUGCAUCCCUGUAUGCUGUGUCCAACGUGUGCGAGGAGUACAUUGUGAAGAGGCUCAGCCGCUGCGAGUUCCUGGGCAUGGUGGGGUUGUUCGGACUCUUCGUCAGUGGCGUCCAGCUGCUGAUUGUGGAGUAUAAGGAUAUCACCAGCAUCCACUGGAAUUGGAAAAUCGUCUACUUUUUUGCGGCCUUUGCGCUCUGCAUGUUCUGCCUGUAUAGCUUUAUGCCCCUGGUCAUCAGAGUUACCAGCGCCACCUCGGUCAACCUGGGCAUCCUGACCGCAGACCUCUACAGUCUCUUCUUUGGACUCUUCCUCUUUGGCUAUAAGUUCUCGGCGCUCUACAUCUUGUCGUUCGCUAUCAUCAUGUUGGGCUUCGUCUUGUACUGUGCCACCCCAACACGCACGGCUGAGCACUGGAGAGCAGCAUCCCCGCCUGUCGCCAGCAUCGGCUUUGACAACCUGGGCCUGAAGCUGGAGGAGAACCUGCCGGAGGCACCCCCCCACCCGUUUGUAGUAGCAGAAGGCACAGUGACUCUCUGGGUCUCUGACUCCCCGAAAUGCCCCUCUGGAGAGCUGGGAGCCAGCAGAGAUUUGGACAGCAGGAAGCAGAGUGCAUGGACUCCACCCUAUCGCCUGGGGUGUGUGUGCACCCUCCUGGGGUUCCCUUGGGGGCUGGUGAAGGGGCACAGGACUGAAGAGAGGCCGAAGGGGCCAGCGAAGUGCAGCCUAGAAGCUUUGGAGCUGCUCCCAAGCGUGGCUGCUGGAUGCCCCUGUGGUGAGCCUCGAGUCUCAGAGCCUCAGGGGCCUGCAGGGGACUUUGUGGCCCUUUUUCCAGUUUAG
This is a messenger RNA of Suncus etruscus (white-toothed pygmy shrew), 1413 nucleotides long. It is a transcript of the gene SLC35F2, whose product is annotated as solute carrier family 35 member F2. The record is from RefSeq and is a predicted model, not a curated record. Gene Ontology annotation, cellular component: membrane. Gene Ontology annotation, biological process: transmembrane transport. Gene Ontology annotation, molecular function: transmembrane transporter activity. NCBI's taxonomy places the organism in Eukaryota, Metazoa, Chordata, Mammalia, Eulipotyphla, Soricidae.